GCGAGCAAAGGCGCUGAGAGGGACGGAAACCACAAAUAAAUAGCGGCGGCGGCAGCGCGUCAUCUGGCGGAGCAGGAAGUGCAGGCAGAGUCCGGAGGCCGGUGCUCUCGGCGCGUCCCCAGGACUUUGCCAUGGGCUGGGGGCCGCGGAGACUGCGAGCGGCCGGGCCAGGGCAGCGGCGCCCAGCGCACCGGGGCUGAGCGAGCAGCGACGCGCGGGCCGUGGAGAUGGCAGCGUCCAGCAACUCCAGCCUGUCCGGCUCCUCCGUGUCCUCGGAUGCUGAAGAGUACCAGCCUCCAAUAUGGAAAUCAUACUUGUAUCAGUUACAGCAAGAGGCACCUCGUCCCAAGAGGAUCAUUUGUCCUCGGGAGGUGGAAAACAGACCAAAAUAUUAUGGAAGAGAGUUCCACGGGAUCAUCUCUCGGGAGCAGGCUGACGAGCUCCUCCGAGGCGUGGAAGGGGCCUACAUCCUCCGAGAAAGCCAGCGGCAGCCAGGGUGCUACACCCUAGCUCUCAGGUUCGGGAACCAGACCUUGAACUACAGGCUCUUCUAUGAUGGGAAGCACUUUGUGGGAGAGAAGAGAUUUGAAUCCAUUCACGAUCUGGUGACAGAUGGCUUGAUAACACUGUACAUAGAAACCAAGGCUUCUGAAUACAUUUCAAAGAUGACAACAAACCCCAUUUAUGAACACAUCGGAUAUGCCACUUUACUCAGAGAAAAGGUGUCCAGGAGGCUGAGCAGGUCGAAAAACGAAUCCAGGAAAGCGAGUGUUGCCAAUGAGGAACACUCAGCGGUGGAAAAGAUCUCCUCCCUGGUUCGAAGGGCCGCCCUCACGCACAACGACAACCACUUCAAUUACGAAAAGACACACAACUUCAAGGUCCACACGUUCCGAGGUCCACAUUGGUGUGAAUACUGUGCCAACUUCAUGUGGGGACUCAUCGCCCAAGGAGUCCAGUGCUCAGACUGUGGAUUGAAUGUCCACAAGCAGUGUUCCAAGCAUGUCCCCAAUGACUGCCAACCAGAUCUCAAGAGGAUCAAGAAAGUGUACUGUUGUGACCUCACAACCCUUGUGAAGGCUCACAACACUCAGCGGCCCAUGGUGGUGGACAUAUGCAUUCGAGAAAUUGAAGCAAGAGGAUUAAAGUCAGAAGGCCUUUACAGAGUCUCUGGGUUCACGGAACACAUCGAAGAUGUCAAAAUGGCAUUUGACAGAGAUGGUGAAAAGGCAGAUAUAUCUGCCAACCUCUACCCAGACAUAAACAUCAUCACUGGAGCCCUAAAACUAUACUUUAGAGACUUACCCAUUCCUGUCAUCACAUAUGACACCUAUUCCAAAUUCAUAGAAGCAGCAAAAAUCCCCAAUGCAGAUGAGAGGUUGGAAGCAGUCCACGAAGUGCUGAUGCUGCUGCCUCCUGCCCACUAUGAGACUCUCCGAUAUCUAAUGAUCCACCUCAAGAAGGUAACCAUGAAUGAAAAAGACAAUUUCAUGAGUGCAGAAAACCUGGGCAUUGUGUUUGGGCCCACCCUGAUGAGGCCCCCUGAAGACAGCACCCUGACCACUCUCCAUGACAUGCGGUACCAAAAGCUGAUUGUGCAGAUUUUAAUAGAAAAUGAAGAUGUUUUGUUUUAAUCCAUCAGGGAAAUGAGCUGGAUGGCCCCAGCCCUGACAAAGUUGAUAAGGCGAACGGAAUAAAAACAUCUCUUAUGCUUGAUUUGUUUUUUCAAGCAAGUGACAGAAUUUCUUGUACUGCAGAGGAUUGCCAAGUCGGGUACUGUGUCUUAUAGACACACACCUCCUCCACUUGAGAGCAGGGGUGAGGGCAAGAAGCCCCUCACCUGGGGCCUUUUGCUGUGCCUCGUAUGUAUGUCUGUGUUACUGGAAGAGUGAUUAAUAAAUCUUUCUUUAACUUAUUAAAAAAAAACAACCCCAAUGUAAAUCUUUAAAGUUCAGUCUUAUCAGUAAUAAAAGGGAACUUAAUUCUUAGAGGUACUUGAUACAGUUAUACAUUUUCCACUUACAAAAAGAAAAGACAAUUCUAUGUUAAAUGUUAAAUGAAACUUAUAUUGUAAAAUGUAUUUUUAUUUUAGCUGCAAGAUUAUUUUAUUUUAGCAAAUAGAACUCAAUGCAGUGCAUUGAUUAUUCCCAUGUCCCUUGUCCUGCCUUCUUUCUGUGAUGUCCUAGAAACGUUUACCACGAAUGCAGUAUUAUCUUGACAUACCUCUGUUGUUAGCAGUGCUUUGAAAUGAAAUUUCACC
Elephantulus edwardii (Cape elephant shrew) is the source of this 2260-nucleotide messenger RNA. It is a transcript of the gene CHN2, whose product is annotated as chimerin 2. The coding region runs from base 228 to 1634 and encodes 468 amino acids. The record is from RefSeq and is a predicted model, not a curated record. Gene Ontology annotation, molecular function: GTPase activator activity. The transcript has 13 exons. Gene Ontology annotation, biological process: signal transduction; positive regulation of GTPase activity; regulation of small GTPase mediated signal transduction. Lineage: Eukaryota; Metazoa; Chordata; Mammalia; Macroscelidea; Macroscelididae.